Molecule: messenger RNA, 1107 nt
Organism: Lentinula edodes (shiitake mushroom)
Lineage: Eukaryota; Fungi; Basidiomycota; Agaricomycetes; Agaricales; Omphalotaceae
Product: acyl-CoA N-acyltransferase
Exons: 3
Coding region: 270-866 (198 amino acids)
Molecular function (GO): acyltransferase activity, transferring groups other than amino-acyl groups
Source: RefSeq, a predicted model, not a curated record
GUUUAUUUUCAAGGUCACUUUUACGGCAUCGUAGUCCUAAGUUCCUCAGUCAAAGCGGCUUUGAUACGUUGCGGGAGCACCUGGGACUAUAGCGAUCGCAGCCUGAUCCCGUUUCCCGUUGCACCUGCGCACCCGCAAUUAUCAAGGAGUUGGCCCUGCGCCGCAGAGGGGUCGAAAAAUUUGAUACACAUGGGGUUCGACUUGAGGAUAAAACUACUUGACUCUCAGUCGAAAUAUUUUAGAUCUCGGCCCUAUUUAUCUGUCCAACCAUGUUCAUCACGGAUCGGUUACACCUCCGUGGAUUUGAACUCUCAGAUGCGCGCCAUAUCUUGGACCUUUGGAAUAAUGCAGACGUCUUACCGACGAUAUCUAACGAGUACAUUGUCCCUCAAGGGCCUAAAUUCAUGGACAAGGUUGCAGCUUCUGUUGACGAUGCUGUAAUGUUCUUGACCAUUGAGACGCGGGAAAGGGGCGGCGGCAGCAGCAGCAGCGACACUAUCCACGACUUGAAGCAGGCAGUGGAUACAGAAGUCGGUCAGUUCGUUGGGACCACGUCAAUAACCAUGAGCCAUCCAAAGAACCGCGAUGGGAUCUUUGCAAUCAUGCUAGAACCAAAAUUUUGGGGCCGUGGAUACGGAGAAGAAGUAACGCGGUUUGUAGUGGACUAUUGCUUUCAUACUCUGGGCCUGCAUCGAGUGAGCCUGAUGGUGUUUAAUGGGAACAAGCGAGCGGUGAAUUUGUAUAAGAAAGUCGGGUUCGUCGAAGAAGGAAGGAAACGAAAGGUGAAUUGGAUCGAUGGUCAUUGGGAAGAUAUGAUUUAUAUGGGCAUUUUAGAAGAAGAGUGGAAACGGAUGAAUGAAGAUUGACACAAGUCACGUCGAACGCUUCGUACUUUGGAGCUUGAGCUUGAACAAUAAUAAUAGUAAAGAACCCUGGAUCUCGAAAGAAUGAUAAUGAGUGCAAUCAUCUCUCGGAGUGAGCCAGAGUGAACCACGGGCAUCAGAAGAUCAACGACUAUAAUUUUAUGAAUCAAACGAGAAUUAGAAAGGACUCGGACAUGCUGCAGCCACGAGAUAGAUAGAUAGACACGAGUGUUAUUAGUAGUUG